Molecule: messenger RNA, 1209 nt
Organism: Penicillium antarcticum
Lineage: Eukaryota; Fungi; Ascomycota; Eurotiomycetes; Eurotiales; Aspergillaceae
Product: structure-specific endonuclease subunit SLX1
Exons: 2
Coding region: 1-1209 (402 amino acids)
Biological process (GO): double-strand break repair via homologous recombination
Cellular component (GO): Slx1-Slx4 complex
Molecular function (GO): crossover junction DNA endonuclease activity; 5'-flap endonuclease activity
Source: RefSeq, a predicted model, not a curated record
AUGGACAGGUCCGAACCCAAGCCAAUCCCGGCUUAUUACUGCUGUUAUCUCCUCAGAUCAACAGUAAGACAUGCCUCGCUGUACAUUGGCUCAACGCCAAACCCAAUACGACGACUCCCCCAGCACAAUGGCAUCGCUAAAGGUGGGGCCAAACGAACCGCCAGGGACAAAUUACGACCCUGGGAAAUGUCCAUGCUGGUGGAAGGGUUCAUGAACAGAGUCGGGGCUCUACAAUUCGAGUGGGCCUGGCAACAUCCGGAGAGAUCUCGGCAUCUUGGAUCCGAGGAUGAGCUAGAUCCCAAUGCUCUGGCCAAGACCAAUAUCAACCCCAAGACUGGCAAACCAAAGGCCAAACCGCGUGCGCGCGUGAGGAGAUCUUUGAUGGCUCAUCUCGAAGAUCUGCAUUCCCUGCUUCGGUCGUCUUACUUCUCUGUGUGGCCAUUGCGGGUUCGCUUCUUUCGGGCCGAUGUCUACCGCGUCUGGCGGGCUUGGAGUGACCGAGUUAAUGGUCACCUGCCACCAAACAUCAAGAUCAUCCUAGACGGUGAUAAUCUCGGCACGAUAUCAGCUGUCCAAAAAGGCAAUGACCUCGCUCCUGUCGGGGGCGUGACAAGCUUAUCGGUUGACUACACGGAACUGGAGGAUUAUCUCGAAAAGUCCAUGUUCAUACUAGAAGACCCAGAAGAUCUACACUGCAAAUGUUGCGAUGGACCCGUGUCUCCGGAUGAAGAACAGAUAGUGGUAUGUCCAGAGCCAGACUGCCGUGGUACAAGUCAUAUUUUAUGUCUAUCUACCAAGUUUCUCGACGCUACCAAUGAUUUAGACCGUCUGACACCAGUUCAAGGGACCUGCCCAGCAUGUUCAAGGGUGGUACAAUGGCCGGUGAUGAUGAAAGAGCUCAGUUGCCGCAACCGAGCAGAAAAAGAAGCGCGCGCAAUCAUCACCAAGAAAGAGAAGCGUCUCCGCAAAGAGGCCAAGGCAUCAUCUGGAUCCCAAACAUCCCCUCUGAAAUUCAGAUCUCAACGGACACGAGAACCUACGGAAGAACCAGCCGAAGACGACCUAGGACCAGACUGGUACAAAGAGGUUGAUCUGGAAUCCGACUCCGAUUUUGAUGGUCGACAAAAGAGCAAAACCUCUCGAUCUGCGCCAAAACUUGACAUUGUAAUUGAAGACAGCGAUUGGGAUGAUGCAGAAGUUGUGGAAUGA